Ilex paraguariensis (yerba mate) is the source of this 2453-nucleotide messenger RNA. The record is from the annotation of a GenBank genome assembly. NCBI's taxonomy places the organism in Eukaryota, Viridiplantae, Streptophyta, Magnoliopsida, Aquifoliales, Aquifoliaceae.
CCCCUCACUUAUUCCUGCCCCCUAAAUCUCGGGCAGCAGCACCGCGUCAAGUCUCGUCGUCUCUCUCAACAGCUCUACAUGUCUUCUACUCCUCCGGCUACCCCGAAGACAGUCAAACAGUGACAUUGAGAUUACUAUAAAUACAAAUCUGGGUGAAAUCGUAUAUAAAUUGUAUCGUAGACUGUUGUUUUCAGUCUUGAAGGUCUACAUUGACAACGCAAAUGCGUUGACAGAGACGCUUUGACGAAGUCUUAUAGGAUUGAAUUUGAAGUCAGUGCUUUGAUCUUUUCAAAUCUUGAAUUGAGUUUGUUUUCUUAGUUCAAAUCUUGAAUUAGGGUGAAGUAUGUGGAGACUAGCUCUAUCUGCGGCGUCUAAUCUGCGGAGAUGUAGGCGGUACUCGACGGCCAUUCCUGGUCCGUGUAUUGUGCACAAGCGUGGUGCUGAUAUUCUUCAUGAUCCGUGGUUCAACAAGGAUACAGGCUUCCCUUUGACGGAAAGAGAUCGACUUGGGCUUCGGGGUCUUCUUCCCCCUCGUGUGAUAUCAUUUGAACAUCAAUAUGCCCGUUUCAUGGAGUCAUAUCGAUCCCUGGAAAAAAAUACUCGAGACCAACCAGAUAGCGUUGUAUCCUUGGCGAAAUGGAGGAUCUUGAAUAGACUGCAUGACAGGAAUGAGACUUUGUACUACCGAGUUCUCAUUGAUAACAUUAAAGAUUUUGCUCCUGUAAUAUACACUCCAACGGUAGGAUUGGUAUGUCAAAACUAUUCAGGUUUGUUUAGACGGCCACGUGGAAUGUAUUUCAGUGCAAAAGAUAGGGGGGAGAUGAUGUCUAUGAUCUAUAACUGGCCAGGUCAUCAGGUUGACAUGAUUGUUGUGACAGAUGGCAGUCGUAUACUUGGCCUAGGUGAUCUUGGAGUCCAGGGAAUUGGUAUACCAAUUGGAAAGCUGGAUAUGUACGUUGCUGCUGCUGGUAUCAACCCACAGAGAGUACUCCCAGUUAUGCUUGAUGUUGGCACUAACAAUCAGAAGCUUCUUGAAGAUCGUCUUUAUUUAGGACUACGACAACAUAGGCUGGAAGGAGAAGAAUACCUAUCAAUCGUUGAUGAAUUCAUGGAAGCUGUUCAUGCACGGUGGCCAAAAGCUAUUGUGCAGUUUGAAGAUUUUCAAAUGAAGUGGGCUUUCGAAACACUGCAACGAUACAGAAAAAGGUUUUGCAUGUUCAAUGAUGAUAUACAGGGAACUGCUGGUGUCGCACUGGCAGGGCUACUUGGAACUGUAAGAGCACAAGGUCGGCCCCUGACCGACUUCGCAAACCAAAAAAUAGUAGUGGUUGGAGCUGGGAGUGCAGGGCUUGGUGUCCUUAACAUGGCCUUGCAGGCUGUUUCAAGAAUGGCAGAACCAGCAGCAAAACCUCAGUUUUUCCUACUUGAUAAAAAUGGUCUCAUCACAAAAGAGAGAAAGGAUAUUGAUCCAGCAGCUGCACCAUUUGCUAAAGCCGUAGGAGAGAUCGAGGGAAUGGGACUUGGGGAGGGAGCUACUCUCAUUGAAGUGGUUAAAAAGGUUAAGCCUCAUGUGCUUCUUGGUUUGUCUGGAGUUGGCGGCAUCUUCAAUGAGGAGGUGCUCAAGGCCAUGAAAGAGUCGGAUUCCACAAAACCUGCUAUUUUUGCUAUGUCAAAUCCUACGAUGAAUGCUGAAUGCACUGCUGUAGAAGCUUUCAAGCAUGCUGGUGAAAAUGUAGUUUUUGCAAGUGGGAGCCCCUUUGACAAUGUUGAUCUUGGGAAUGGAAAAGUAGGCCAUGUAAAUCAAGCAAAUAACUUGUACCUGUUUCCCGGGAUUGGUUUGGGAGCUCUCCUCUCUGGUGCUCAUUUUAUUUCAGACAGAAUGUUGCAAGCAGCUGCUGAAUGCCUGGCUACAUAUAUGACAGAUGAAGAAAUUCAAAUGGGCAUUUUGUAUCCUUCUAUUAAUAGUAUCAGAGAUAUCACAGCAGAGGUUGGGGCUGCAGUAAUACGAACAGCUGUUGCUGAAGAACUGGCAGAAGGGCAUGGUGAUGUGGGGGCAAGGGAGCUUGCACAAAUGUCAAAAGAAGAGACUGUGCAAUAUGUCGUGCACAACAUGUGGUAUCCUGUUUACGGCCCUCUUGUUCAUGAGAAAUAAAAGCUCCUCUCAUAUCCUUCUACCUGGAGGUUAUUCUUCUGCAGAUGGCAUUCUAAAUUUCUGCAGCCAGUUGUAGAUUAACGUUUUUUAUUUUUUUACCCGUCUUAACUUGUAAUUUUUAAGCAUCAUCGAAAUAGUCUAGGGCAAAGGGCAAAGUUGCUGAACUUGAAACAAGAGGGAAUGUAACAAAAUGAGGCCCUUCCAAUUAUGAAUUUUGUUUAGCCCUUUUUGCCUAAACUAUCCUUACCUAUGUACUGAAUAUGUAUGCUCGGAUAUAUAUAUCUAUAGGGCAAUAUGGUUA